UGGAGACACGCCCACCAACGAGGGCGAUUGUACAACAACAGUCACGUGACAAACGGAAGGUUGCAUAAAUCAGGAUGACAGCGCCGUAACUCCCGUCAAACAGCGACGUUAACGGUUAGACAGUCCGAGAUGUGGUCGUGGAUCGCGGCGCUGGUGGCGGGGGUCCUCUCCGCGCUCCUCGCGCAGCGCCUCUGGUUCCCGCUCUUCUGGAGAGACGCGCUGUUUCUGACGCGAGUCCUCCGCUACGGAGCGCGUCUGGAGAUCUACAAGCGGACCUCGCGGGUCGUGACGGUCGUGGACAGGUUUGUUCAGCAAGCCCAGCGGAUCCCCAACAAACCCUUUCUGAUUCACGAGGGAGUGACGUACACGUACGGAGAGCUCGAGGAGCGCAGCAACAGAGUCGCGCGCGUGUUUGAGGACGCGCUGAAGGAGGGAGACACGGUGGCGCUCCUGAUGAACAACGAGCCCGACUUCCUGUCGGUGUGGUUCGGCUUGAGUAAGCUGGGCUGCGCGGUGGCGUUCCUCAACACGAACACCAGGUCCAGAUCCCUGCUGCACUGCAUCCGCUGCUGCGGGGCCGAGCUGCUGGUGCUGGGAGCAGAUCUGCUGGAGACGCUGGAGGACGUUCUGCCCAGUCUGCAGCAGGACGGGAUCAGUGUGUGGUGUCUGAGCAGGGACAGUCCUCGUCCUGGAGUGAUCAGUCUGCUGGAUCAGAUGGAGAAGGUCUCGCCGGAGCCUGUCCCAGCCCAGCGCCGCUCCGUCUGCUGCCUCCGGACCCCCACGCUCUACAUCUUCACCUCGGGGACCACCGGGCUGCCCAAAGCUGCGGUCAUCACACAUCUACAGGCCCUGAAGGCAGCAGGAGGGUUCUGGGUGUACGGAGCCACAGGAAGUGAUGUCAUCUACACGCCGCUUCCCCUGUAUCACAGCGCUGCCUCGCUUGUAGGCAUCGGAGGGACCAUUGAACUGGGUGCCACCUGUGUCCUGAAGAAGAAGUUCUCCGCCUCUCAGUUCUGGCAGGACUGCAGGAAACACAACGUCACCAUAUUUCAGUACAUUGGAGAGCUGUGCCGAUAUCUGUGCAACCAGCCCAUGGUGGAGCAGGAGAAGGAUCACAGGGUGCACAUGGGUGUUGGGAACGGCCUCCGUCAGGACGUAUGGAGGGAGUUCCUCCGGCGCUUUGGGGACAUCCGCAUGUGUGAGAUCUACGGCUCCACUGAAGGAAACCUGUGCUUCAUGAAUCACAUCGGCAGGAUCGGAGCCGUCGGACGCUCCAAUGUCUUCUACAAGCUGAUUUUUAAGUAUGAUCUGGUGAAGUAUGACCUGGUCAGAGAAGAGCCUGUGAGGGACCACAGUGGAUUCUGCCAGCAUGUUCAGAAAGGUGAAACAGGGCUGCUGCUGUCUCAGAUCUGCAGUCAGAGUCCGUUCUUCGGUUACGCUGGCAGCAAACAGCUGACGGAGAAGAAGAUCCUGAGAGACGUUUUUGUCAAAGGAGACGCUUACUUCAACACUGGAGACCUGAUGGCUGAGGACGCGGACCACUUCAUCUGCUUCAAAGACCGAGUGGGAGACACCUUCAGAUGGAAGGGGGAGAAUGUGGCCACCACUGAGGUGACGGAGAUCCUGGGACUGGUGGACUUCAUUCAGGAAGCCAGUGUGUAUGGAGUCCAGGUGCCAGGAAAUGAGGGCCGAGCCGGAAUGGCUGCAGUGAUUGUGAGGCCUGAGUGCAGAUUUGAUGGGAGGAAACUGUUCAGUCACGUCCUCCGAGAACUGCCAUCAUACGCUCGACCUCUCUUCAUAAGACUGCAGGAGACUCUGGAGAUGACCAGCACCUUCAAGCAGCAGAAGUUUGCUCUGGUGGAGAGCGGCUUCGAUCCCUGCAGCAUCAGCGAGCCGCUCUUCUUCCUGGACUACACCCAGAAGAGCUACGUUCCCCUGACCAGCUCCAUGUAUGAGCGCAUCGUGAGCGGUCACCAGAAGGUCUAGUCCAUAACUUAGAGAAGUGACGUAGCUGUAAGACACUGAAGGACACGCUGUAUAUUUGAUCAGAGUCGGCCGUGAAUUAUUGAUCAGGUACAUCCUUCAGAGCUGCAGACCAUGUCAUUUAGUGAAUACAGAGUUAGUGCACAUAAGAGAGGGUAAUGAGA
Carassius carassius (crucian carp) is the source of this 2147-nucleotide messenger RNA. RefSeq names its product solute carrier family 27 member 6 (gene slc27a6). The record is from RefSeq and is a predicted model, not a curated record. The transcript is spliced from 10 exons. Gene Ontology annotation, molecular function: long-chain fatty acid-CoA ligase activity; long-chain fatty acid transmembrane transporter activity. Bases 130 to 1986 code for a protein of 618 amino acids. Lineage: Eukaryota; Metazoa; Chordata; Actinopteri; Cypriniformes; Cyprinidae.